Trematomus bernacchii (emerald rockcod) is the source of this 3759-nucleotide messenger RNA. It is a transcript of the gene atxn7l3, whose product is annotated as ataxin 7-like 3. Gene Ontology annotation, molecular function: transcription coactivator activity. Gene Ontology annotation, biological process: positive regulation of DNA-templated transcription; regulation of transcription by RNA polymerase II. The transcript has 14 exons. The record is from RefSeq and is a predicted model, not a curated record. The coding region runs from base 314 to 1489 and encodes 391 amino acids. Gene Ontology annotation, cellular component: SAGA complex; DUBm complex. Lineage: Eukaryota; Metazoa; Chordata; Actinopteri; Perciformes; Nototheniidae.
UUCGUCGUUGUUGGCCUCCUCUGUGUGAAGCGGGCUUGUUGCGAUAAUGUAUCGGACACCUGCGACAUCAAACAUUUUAAUACAGGAUCUUUAAAAGAUAAAAGAUGGACGUAGCUGAAUUGCAGGUUUCUUAUUAACAUAGUUCUAUGUGGGUUGACACUGACUGACACAGAGAUGUUGCUAGUGCUACCCUCGGAGAAACUGCCUGUUUCAGGCUAAGAUUGAAGACAUAUCUGAAACAAUUGUUAACAUCUCCCUUAAAAGUCAGCAUCUUAUUACCUUGCUGUCAAGAUUUCCCAUACAGAUUUUUCAAAUGAAAAUGGAGGAUAUGCCCCUGUCAGGCCCAGACAACACCAGGCUGGAGGCCUUGGUCCAUGACAUCUACUCUGAGCUGGUGGAUGAUGCCUGUUUGGGCCUGUGUUUUGAGGUGCAUCGUGCUGUGAAACAGGGUUAUUUUUUCUUGGAUGAAACGGACCAAGAGAGCAUGAAGGAGUUUGAAAUUGUGGAUCAGCCAGGUGUGGACAUAUUUGGCCAAGUGUACAAUCAGUGGAAAAACAAAGAGUGCGAGUGCCCAAACUGUAAAAGAUUGAUAGCAGCUUCUCGCUUCGCCCCGCAUUUGGAGAAAUGUCUCGGCAUGGGACGAAACAGCAGUCGCAUCGCAAACCGCAGGCUAGCCAGCAAUAAUAACAUGAGCAAAUCAGAGAGUGAUCAGGAAGACAACGAUGAUCUCAAUGAUAACGACUGGUCGUAUGGGGCAGAAAAAAAAGCCAAGAAGAGAAAGUCUGAUAAGAGUCAAAAUUCUCCAAGAAGAUCCAAAUCUAUAAAACAUAAAAAUGGUGACCUUGGGAGCGGCGUCAGUACAGAGCCUUACAAGUACAACUAUAAUACCGGCAUCAGUUAUGAAACUUUAGGCCCUGAUGAAGUCCGAUCCCUUUUAACAACGCAAUGUGGGGUGAUCUCCGAGCACACCAAGAAGAUGUGUACCAGGUCUCCGCGGUGUCCCCAGCACUCGGACGAACAGAGGAGGGCCGUCAGGGUGUUCCUCCUGGGCCCGUCCGCGCCGUCGCUGCCUGAUCCUGACGCUGUGGUGGAGAGCGAGAGUUUUGACAUUCCUGACGGACAGACCCUGAUGAGCCGCCUGCAGUGGGAGGACUCCCCCGAUAUCUCACCCACUGACUCCGCCUCAUCGAAAGCCAGCACCAACUAUUCAGAUUCUAAGAGGACCAAGAAGAAGAAAAGGACUUCUCUCGGUUUGAACAGUGGAGUUGUAGUAGGACUAGGAGGAGGACUAGGAGGAGGACUAGGAGGAGGACUAGGAGGAGGACUAGGAGGAGGACUAGGAGGAGGAGUGAGUCUGACUGGAGGAGGAGGAGGAGGUGGUGGUGGCAGCAGCAGCAGCUCUCAGAGUAAUAUCAGCUUAUCGUCCAAAAAAAAGAGGCCAAAACUCUCAGCCCCCUCUAUCUCCAGUAUCUAUGAUGACCUGAACUAGCAUAAGCUCUCAGAGCAUUCAGUCCUGCUGUUCUUACCUACAUUAACAGACCCACUACAGGGAAGUCAUGUGGUUUAUUGGCAAAAAAAGGAAAUACACAAUAUUUCCAUGUUUUAUCUCAAAGAAUAUUUGAGAUUUUUACUGGAAUGUUGUCUCAAAAAACAGCUGUGUGUCCACAUAGUUUUGGCUUCACAAAUCUAAGAUGUUUAUUCUCCAAAUGACACCCUCGCCACACUUCUGUGUCUAUACCUAUCAGCUACAGUACCGUUUACAAAUAAAACUGAAGGGUACAAUAUUAUAUAUAUAUUUAUACAAAACAUUGGAUCAUAUUUAAUAUAUAUAUCAUUUACUUAUUUUAUUUUCCACUGCAGGUAUUUUGACAUGAUAUAUCAGGAAAACCACAGAUCUAAUCUAAAAUAAUGAUGAUGAUAAUGAACAUAUCUAUGGUAACACAAUUAUUAAACCUAUGCUUUUCCUGCUAAGACUUAUCAAAAUAUUUGCUCUGAAAAGGCCCAUUAGACGUCUCAAAAUUGUCCCCCCUUUACAGGAAGUCGAUUGAACAUCUUUUAUUAGCUGUAGUCAGUCAGGAAUGACUUUUGUUGCCCCUACUUUUUUUGCUUAUUGUUGGCAAUUCUGUGACCUGUCCCUCUUAACUUAACCCCAAAACUUAACUCAGUCUGGAGGAGACAUAAUGACUUCGACUGCUUUUGACACAGGUGUUUUCAUCAGUGGCUUUUUAAUUCUAGCAUUGUAUUGCACAGUUGUGAGUGUGUCUGUCAGCUGACUGGCAUUCAGUUUGAACGCACUUUUUCGCCUAGUGUAUGUGUGGUAAUAGUGUGCGUGUGAUCAUUUAUAUUUUUAUAAAACUAUGCAUCCUAGAAUGUGACAUUUUUAAGAUAGUACGUGUGCCAUUUAAUAUAUUUAACUUUUUGUUUACAUCAAAAAUAUAUUUAAGUUUUUGUUUGCCUGUACAGUGGUGUGUAUUUUAUUUGUGUGCUAAUGCAGAUUUUGAUAUUUCAUGAGCCACGAGGCUCCUGGGGCACACAUGUACAGUGCGUGUAUGUAUGACACGUGAGAGGGAAAAGUCAUCAUGAAUCAAACGUAACUUUAUUUCCUUUAAAAAAAAAAAAAAAAAAAGUUUCUUGUAUAUUUUCCCUGAAUUUCUGCUUAGAGAUCAAAUUCAUUAAGUGAUGCAGUUCUGUUUGUCUUUCAGGAUCAUGAGUAAUAAGUCUGUGAGCUUAUAUCAUUUUCUAAAGUUGUAAGAUAAAUUACAUGCUUUAGAGGUCAGAUGCACUAUUUUACUAAUCUUGUACUUUUCACAGUUGAUAUUUUAAAGAAGCUUUCUUUAUUUGUGUGUCUUAUAUUUAAACCCAAAGGCUUUACAGUUUCAGAAAUAAUUGUAGUAAGGAGUGCAUAGGUGAGCAGAAGGAUGUACUUUGUUUGUAUAUGGACAUCAAUGCUGCAAAACUAAGGGACUGUACGACAAUUACUACUUUUCUCCAUAACGGACAGCUUUUCAAACCGUAAUGUGGUCCACUUUGAACGACCAUGAAUACUUUUUUCACAUUGUAUUCACUUCUUUCUCAAGAAAAGCCUUUUUCUGAAUUUGAUUAAUUUUGCCUGAUGUUUUUGCAAAGGCAGGAAACACUUUUUCUCGACCCACAACAUUUUAAUUUCAUUCCUCUCUGAUCAACUUGCUACUUGGAACAACAACUCCGUUUUUAAUAACAGGAAAGAUGAAAGUGCUGCCCGAGUCUGAUUCACUCAUUAAUGUGGCCCAAAUGAACCCCCCCCUUCCCACUUGAGUAAUUUUGGUACAGUCCCUAAAGCCAAGUACAUACAUUUUUCUCAGAUGUAAUGAACGUGACAAUCUGUCAAAGCUUGAUUUAUUUCCCGUAUGGUUACUCCUUUGGCGUCUGCUUCUGUUAUGGUCUGUGGAAACCUUUUGAAUAUUUUCCAGUAAAGUCUUGUGACGUGCACUAAAGAUAAAUGAACUGUUAUUGAGAUGCUGUGCUCGGUGUGAUUUAGAUUCUUAAGCCACUUUUUCUUGGAUGAAGCGAACAACUGAUGUUGUGCUGUGGCUCUUUGUGUAUCUGUGUUCAGUACGAGUGCAAUUACAAAGAAUGUGAUGUUGUGAGUUUCCAAAACAUUUCUUGCAAAAGCACGAAUCUGUGCAUGUGUGGAUGACUUGUACAUGAUCAUAAUGUGAUCAGUGUUGUCACUUAAAUGCAUACUGGUGUUUGUAUAUGAAUAAAAACAAAUCGAACCCC